Molecule: messenger RNA, 747 nt
Organism: Nothoprocta perdicaria
Lineage: Eukaryota; Metazoa; Chordata; Aves; Tinamiformes; Tinamidae
Gene: CUNH17orf67
Product: chromosome unknown C17orf67 homolog
Exons: 4
Coding region: 23-295 (90 amino acids)
Source: RefSeq, a predicted model, not a curated record
AGCCCGCGGGGAAGCAGGCACCAUGGAGAAGCUGCUCGUGUUGGGCUCCAUCCUGCUCCUCCUGACCGCUUCUGCAGACACUUCACCAAUUCUGAAUGAAAAGGAAGCCAAGCAGAUCCUGAGAACUCGUCGUGAAGACAGACAAAGAAAAGCUGGUUUCCCUGAUGAGCCAAUGAGGGAGCACAUGCUUUACCUCCAGCGCCUGGAGCAGAGAUCAGAAGAACAAUUCCUGGAGCACUGGUUAAAUCCACAUUGCCUUCCACACUGCAACAGGGAUUUAGUCCAUCCAAUCUAAUGGAUUUACCUGCCUUAUGUCUUCGUGUGCAUUUAAGAGGAUAUGUGCUUUGUGUUUUGGUGGACAAGAUUAUUCCUGCACUGGCCGUGUGUUGAACCUCUUUGGAAUACAGUGUAAUUCUAGUGAUUUAGGAAAGCUUUCAACCAUACAUGUCUAGCUAUGUUAUACACUACCUUAUAUUUUCUACCUGUAGAGAAAAUACUGCUUGCAUGCAUGAAUAAAAAAAUUAAAAAAUCACAGGUUUCCCCCAAAAUCUGAGCUAUGAGUAAGAAUUUAUCACCGAGUAGUGAUUCCAAAAGCAUUAGAAUAUGUUUUUAAGGAUAAAGCUUUAGACUAUUUGAGGCAAAAGAGCAUGAAGGGAAGGAUGGUAGAAAAUUGGACAAUAUAAAUAUGAAGGUUUUGGUGGGUCUUGCAUUGUUGUUAGCAUUUGUAAAUUGCAAUAGAAUUAUUUA